CUUAAGAGGUAUAAGCAAUGGAGAGAGUUAUAGCGGCUGAGAGCCGGUAGCAGGGACUUGAGCAUGUAUGCGUUGAUCCAUGAUUGAAUUCGUUGUACUGUGGCUCCAGUUAAAACAGUAUUGAGAGAAGACUGACGAAGGGUAAAACCAACGAAACCGCAGAAAAUCCAGGAAAUACGGUCUUUUGAUCUCUUUGUGAGAAGUUGUGCAGAAUGACGCCCCUGUCUCCACCCAGAUUCUGAACUGCAAGAAGCAGCUGAAGGCGGUGCCUCUGAGACAUGACUUUAGAAAACAGUCUGGGGGAGCAUUGUUCUUUAGAUAUCGAGUCAAAGCAUAGCUACAUAGGAAGCUUUAUUCAGCCUCCACAUAAAAUAUCCAUUCCAUUUGCUGAUUUAUGGCCAAAGAAGACAACGGCUGUCACAGCAGACACUCCUGCACCGAACAGCCAAGCUCUGCUGUCAGCUCUGAAAAGUCUUCAAGAAAAGAUCCAUCGCCUUGAGUUGGAGAGGUCACAGGCUGAAGAUGACCUGAACUGCCUGUCCAGAGAAGCUGCUCAGUAUAAAAAAACUUUGCAGCAUGAAUCAAAUGAGAAGGACAUAGUUCAUCAGAAACUGAUGCAAGACAGAAAAGAUGUGAGUGUUCAGUUAAGUGCAGCUCAGUCUCGCUGCUCCUUGUUGGAGAAACAACUCGAUUACAUGAGGAAAAUGGUGACCAGUGCAGAGUUGGAAAAGAAAUUGGUUGUGGAACAGCAGAGUCAGCUCCAGAAGGAAAAAGAUCAGAAUCAAGCAGAGAUAUGUGCAAAACUUGACAAGCUUGAAAUUCUAGAAAAAGAGUGUUGGCGACUUACUGGCACUCAGAAAGCUGCAGAAGAAAAGAUCAAACACCUCGAGGCAAGGCUUCAGGAAGAACAACACCAUCGUAAGCUAAUACAAGACAAGGCAGCCCAGCUCCAAACAGGACUUGAGAUGAAUAGAAUUUUAAUGACCUCUCUUUCACCUCAAAAAGAAGCAAAAAAGAAAAGUGGGAAGAAGAAAGCAGUAAAGAAAAAUUCUAGUUUGAAGAAAGAAUGCAGCUCACAACCACACCUAGCGGCUGGAGCACUACCUUUUGUUGCUGGCAAGUCUGCCAGCUCAAGUCAUUCUGUUGCUGCAAAUGUUCAGAGUGUCUUGCAUAUGAUGAAAAGUCGUGGUCCACAUUUAAUACCACAAGGUCCAGAAGGAGCUGAAAAGAGGAUAUCUAGAUGGACUGGUGUGUGCAGAUCUGGGUCUUUUUGUUCUACAUCUUCUGCUACUGACAAUCUUUCUGACCUUCUCUUGAUCAUGCAGGAUGAGCUGGGACAAAUGAGUUUUGAACAUCAGGAACUGCUAAAGCAGAUACAAGAAACUAAAAACCAUGAAGUUCGAGAAGACUUGGAACGUGAACUGGAGUGUCUGGUUAAACAGAUGGAAAUUAAAGGAGAGCAGAUCACCAAGCUGAAAAGACACCAGGAGAGUGUUUAUAAAUUGAAGCAAAAGGCUCAAAAACUGAAAAGAAAAGCAGCUAAUGUUACAUCAAAGCCUGAUGACUGUAAAGGAACUAAGGAGGUCACAGUCCCUCCAAGAAGCAGUGUGCAUGGCACUUGUUCUGUGAAUAAGAGUACAAAUUCUCUCCAGCUGUUAAGAAGUGCUCAGAAAAUUCAGUCAGUGUUGAAGAAAGAUGACAUCCUUUGGGAACCAUAGCUCUCAAAACUAGUCCCAUAGAUCGCUACCCACCAGGAGCUGUACUGAAUAGAACUUUGAUGCUUGACUUGUCCACACAUCCAUAAAUUCUGAGAUUUAGAUCUAGAGAAAUGAACAUGUUUUUCUAUAUUUUUAAAAAUAUAUUUGUAAUUUGGUUUUAAUAAAGUGUACAUUUCUUUUUAAA
Heteronotia binoei (common prickly gecko) is the source of this 1902-nucleotide messenger RNA. It is a transcript of the gene CEP57L1, whose product is annotated as centrosomal protein 57 like 1. The transcript is spliced from 12 exons. Gene Ontology annotation, cellular component: centrosome. The record is from RefSeq and is a predicted model, not a curated record. Lineage: Eukaryota; Metazoa; Chordata; Lepidosauria; Squamata; Gekkonidae. The coding region runs from base 279 to 1718 and encodes 479 amino acids. Gene Ontology annotation, molecular function: gamma-tubulin binding; microtubule binding; identical protein binding.